AAAAAAGGGGAUAGCGCUUAUUUUCUUUAUUAUAAUAUUAAAAUAAAAUAUUUAAAUAAUAAAUUAAAUUAUAAAAAACUUAGACUUUUUAAAAUUAUUAAAAAAGUCUUAUUAAUUAAUUAUAAACUAAGACUACUAAAUACGAUAUAA
Messenger RNA from Colletotrichum lupini, 150 nucleotides. RefSeq lists its product as uncharacterized. The record is from RefSeq and is a predicted model, not a curated record. The transcript has a single exon. The annotation marks the transcript as partial. NCBI's taxonomy places the organism in Eukaryota, Fungi, Ascomycota, Sordariomycetes, Glomerellales, Glomerellaceae.